UUUAAAAAAGGAACUUUGCAGUUCGAGAAUUCAAACUUAACGUACGUCGCCACUUGAAUGUCAUGGGUCAGGUAGGCAUACACAUAAGCAUGUAGUGUUUUCGGGUGGCGGAGAGCGUCGCAUCGGAAACAGUUUUGACUGUUGUAAAAUUAGAGCAAUAAAUUAAAAUAAAUACAUAGAGAUAAACAAAUUGGUCAGCGCAUCCCCCUCGGUCGCUUGACCUUUAUAUUACACUAGAAACCUUCUUACGCUUAAUAUGUGCAGCUGUAAAGAUACACACGGUGAUUGCUUGGUGAACAUUAAGCACCCGGCUAUGAAACGACUCAGCGACGAUAAAGUAGCUCUGUCCAAAGAGAUUAAGGCUUUGCCUUCUCCCAAAAAGCGACUCGCAAGUGCCGUGGGCAGUAAGAAGGAUACAAAUAACCAUCAUGUGGUACCGCUGGGUAUCCUUGUGGUGCUCUGUACUGUGUAUCUCAUGGUAGCCGGGAUGCAGCACAACUACAGGUACUACUUUAAGCCGGGCGUGGCUGCCUACGACCUGCACCAUUCCCAAGCCGGCGAUGCCCAUCCGGAAGCCAUGGCUGAGUUCUAUGACGCCGCUCCAGAUGCAUCUUGCCAGAAGCUGGACGUUUUCAGAAAGGAAUCCGAUAUCAAUACAGCUGCUCAGCCAGUUUCCAGAAGAUCCCAAGGCAAGCCCUCGAGGAGAACCAAAAAUGGCCCUGGGAAUGGGAUCAGCAAGCAAAUUCGUUUGACGAAAUCCCCCGAGGGCCCCAAGAAGAAGGAAGCCAGCAAAAAGAGUAACACCGCGGAGCCCAUUAUCUAUCUUUUUGCCUUGGUUUUCAUCUAUCUGCUGCUGAAGGCCGCCUCCGACAUCAACCAGCACUACAAGUCGCAGAACAAAGGGGACAAACGAAUGCGCCGCUGCUCCCUGCAAUCCUAUGCCCAGAUCCACAAGCAAGAUCGGCGGUCAUCAAAAGUGGAGGAGUCCCCGAUCUUCCGGCGCAAGCAUAUUAUCAGCGAAGAGCGUUCCGUGUCGGUGGAUCGCUACAAGUACACGCUGAACGAAGAGGGAGGCUUUACAAAGUCCGCUCCGAGGGUGCAGGAGUAUCACUUCAGGGUCGUGUCUCCUUUGGCCAGCCGGCCAAGUCACCAGCAUCCGCUUAGGCUUGGAGGAGAAACCCGUUUUGAGCCCCAUCUUAACCGUCGCUGCUCGGUUCCGAUUAGCAUAAACUAUCAGACGGUUCCCGUAUCGAGUCCAUAUCCACCCGAAAUGGCCAGACGAGGCUCGGUGAUAAGCCUCACUGGUCAACCAGAAGUAAGUGGCGUGCCAAGUAUGCCAAGUGGAACUGCCGAUCCAAAGCGGCGCGUCCGCAUGAUAAAUCGCCAUUGAAAUCGAGAUAAAAUCAGGCAAAGGCCACCGGAACUGCUAAGGGACUACCGUAUUUUCAAAUAUCACACUUUGUAGUCCUUCUUAAUGCGUUUCUUUUAAUCAGUUAAUUAUGUUAUAUUAUUCAAGUGUUUUAAAAAACGUACAAAGAAUAUUCUCUUCGAAGACACCGAAUUUACGCCCACCUCCGCCGAAGGCGUAGAGCGAGCCAACGUUUGCCAUUUUGCCAUCCUAUUGUACAUUAUUCUACUUAGGGCAAGAUUAAGAAAAUCUUAGGCUAGCGUAGUGUUUAGUUUGGAAUUCAGUACCUAUGAUAUUACCAUUAUCUACGAAGUAACUACGAACUUGUGAUGCUCAUUACAAUGACAAUUACAUACAGCUAUGUAUCUCGGUUAAAAGACCUGCUAGGCGAAACGGAUGAAAGGGUGCAAGAUCUUAACUACGGUUAACGCGCUACUGGAUCGGGGUGCAGAGAUAUGGUCGGAGUGGUCCCUACGGCUAAUACACGUAUUCUACAAGUCAUCCAUCUUCAUCGAAUUUUGCGCUAGUUUCUCCUAUUGCAUUAAAUAUUAAAAUAAAUUACGUAUUUUAA
Drosophila yakuba is the source of this 1979-nucleotide messenger RNA. RefSeq lists its product as uncharacterized. Bases 257 to 1390 code for a protein of 377 amino acids. The record is from RefSeq and is a predicted model, not a curated record. The transcript has 5 exons. NCBI's taxonomy places the organism in Eukaryota, Metazoa, Arthropoda, Insecta, Diptera, Drosophilidae.